Molecule: messenger RNA, 2241 nt
Organism: Desarmillaria tabescens
Lineage: Eukaryota; Fungi; Basidiomycota; Agaricomycetes; Agaricales; Physalacriaceae
Exons: 14
Coding region: 167-2098 (643 amino acids)
Source: RefSeq, a predicted model, not a curated record
AAUUGAGCUCUUUAAUUCGGGUUAACAUGGGUUAACAGCUCGAUAUGGUUUCACCUGGCAUAGUCAUUUGUCAUGUGCAUCGCUUUAGAUGCCGUUAGACGCUUAACCUCAAAUGGUAAUAGGAGCAAAUAAUAUAAACCUUUGACCAACUCUCCCACUCAAUCUAAUGGACGUCCCACCAACAUAUUCCGCACAACCGAGCCGUGGGGAUGAAGCCGCCGUCGAGCCACCCUCAUAUGAACUACCUUAUCCAUUGCUUGUGGGCCGCCGUGCCGUUCAGACAUCCUUUGUCAGCAUAUCUCAACUUAAGGGUCACCUAUCCCUCUUGAAGCACUUUGCUUCCCUCAAGAAACGAGUCGAAGGGAUGGACCGAUCCAGAUACGGAGACGCGCCUGAAGAUAAGGAGCGUAGGUGGUCAUGGUUUGUUGGAUUGGCUGUCGAGAGGUUCGAAAGGUGGUGCAAGGAGCUGACAGUUUACGACGCAUUGGAUUUCGCUGACCACCGGUUGCCUCCUGUUGAUGUUAUCAUGGUGUGGCAUGCCUACUUAUUAAAUCCUGCGCGGUAUUCUGAGGACUUCCUGCGAAACGAGCAUAUUAAGAUACUUGCAGGUAUGGGCGACUGGUUCCAGGCCCUGGAACGGACAUGCUAUACCGUUGGCUCACCUCCAUCGAACGCUCGAGCUCAGGACUGGCUGCAGAAGACCCAUCUCCCCUACGAUCCUUUCGAGUCGGCAAUGGUGUUGACACAGCGAGAAAUAGUGUGCCCUCAAUGUCUCACGAAGACCAACGUUCGCCUGGCAAAUUCUACCGGGAGCGGAUAUCUCCAGAAGGACUUCAAGGGCAACUGCUCGGGAUGUUGGCUGACGAUUACGAAAGAAAAAUUGGCUUUCCAUAAACUCGUGAAGGACUUGGUAGGGAACAAUGCUGUCCUUGCCGGAACUCUUCACACCUCUUAUAAUAUAGACAAUUCGCAUCGUGCGAAGGUGAUCAAGACCGGGAUUUUGGAGUUAAGGCCGCGUGUCUUCCAGAAGGGAGAUGCGAAAACCGAACAGGAAUGGGCGGUCAACAUACAGAAGCACAUGGAUUAUAGUAUGCAGAAGAUUCAAACCGCUAUGGCGCAGCGGAUGAGAACAUACGGAGGACACUUGUUAUCUCGGAUCAUGAGCUCAUACGAAGACGAUAAGAUAUUUUCUUUGGAUCUCGUAGGAGCAGUACUCCGACAAGGCUCCUUUGUCGACAAGAUGCAUAAGCUGGGUUGGACUGAUCCAGAAUUUUUUUCGUCAUCCAAGGAUGAAGUGGCCUUGAAGCACUGCAUGGCUCGUUAUCAUGCAUUCUUGGAUCUCAUGUCUUCGUCACCGGCUGGUUUCUUCGUCCCGACACUGGACAUUGAUCUAGUGUGGCAUACCCACCAGCUCAUGGCUCGACAGUACUCCAGCGACUGCCUCGAAUAUGUCCGUCGGUUCGUCGACCAUGAUGAUAAGGUUGCUGAGAACAGACUUUCAAGAGCUUUCGACAUCACCUGUCGGGCGUGGCAAGACCGAUUCGGGAUCCCAUAUACGCACUGUGGGUGUCCACUCCCAGGUGACACGAUUGGGCAGAAGAUAAGCAGACUAGUAUCAAUACAUAAGCAGUCGGGGACACCGUCUCAUCUCGUCCCACCUCGGGAUCGCAGUGAUCUUCUGGCAGCUACCCACCCGAGUGAUCAUAACGCUGUUUAUUCAUUCCAGCACCAGGGGCAGGUCGAUGCCAUGAGGCGGGCAAGGCUGGAGAAGCGGGAAAGGAGGAUCAGACGAGAGGAGGGGAAGGGAAUAAGUCGGAACAGGAGUGUUGGUCAUGAUCCAGCUUUUUUGGUGCCCGUGCCGUUGUAUUAUGGUGUAGGCUGUGUAGCGACAACGGGGCAUGUAGUUGGUGGGGGUGGUGGUGUCGGGGGAUGUGUGGCUGCUGGUGUUGGCGGCUGCGGAAGUGGUGGUGCUGGAUGUGGUGGGGGAAAUAGCGCAGGUUGUGGCGGUAGUAGCGGUACUGGCUGUGGCGGAGGUGGUGGUGGUGGCUGUGGUGGAGGAGGUGGCGGAUGUGGUGGUGGUGGCGGUGGUGGAAGUUAAAUGUUCGGUGUCUACCAUUCGAAGUUGUUGACUGAAAAUGUUUUCAUUUUUUUUCGGCGUGAUUUACAGUACAUGUAAAUUUAUAUUCGCCAUAAUGCCUCAAGAUGGGAGAAUAUUAGUCAUCACCGUUUUCGGAUUCACCG